Messenger RNA from Rubroshorea leprosula, 1345 nucleotides. NCBI's taxonomy places the organism in Eukaryota, Viridiplantae, Streptophyta, Magnoliopsida, Malvales, Dipterocarpaceae. The record is from the annotation of a GenBank genome assembly.
GAGUUGAGGAUGCUGGUCAUGCGGUUGAGGUUGAAGGCAGAGUUGAGGAUGCUGGUCAUGCGGUUGAGGUUGAAGGCAGAGUUGAGGAUGCUGGCUAAGAAAGGUGUUAAGUAUGGUUGUAGUCAACCAUCAGCAGGAACUAGUCAUGAAAUUCCCUCAUCUUCAACUGGUCACAAUGAUCUUGGUCCUGAGGAUUCAUUAAGCUCAGAUGAUGAUAUCAGCUACAUUUCAACAAGUGAAGAGGAUGGAAGUGAAGUUGAACACGCUAGGAGAAGGAAGAGUAGGCACAAAGUUUUCCGAGGAAAAGAUGAUGGCAAUGUACAGAUUGAGUUAGGCAUGGUUUUUCUGAACAAAACUGAGUUUAAAAAAGCUGUGGAUAAAUUGAGCAUUAUGCAAAGGAGGCAAAUCAAGUGGGUCAAGAAUGAUAAGAACAGACACAGGGCUAUUUGUAAUGAAAGGCACUGUGACUGGAAGAUUUUGUUAGCGUGGGAUAAGCCAACUGAGGCAUGGAUGGUCAAGACAUUUAACAGUGAACACACAUGUGACUGGGGAUCGACCAAUCGGAGAUGUAAUUCAACAUUUGCAAUGAACCAUUUAUUGAAGACUAAGGGUUUUACUGCUGUUUAUUUGAAAAGUGUUGAUAUUUUUACUGAAAUAUGGGAUGAGUUGAGCGUGGAGUUGACUAAAGUACAGUGUAGGAUUAUUAAAAGGAGGCUGAGAAAGACUUUUGAAGGGAAUCAUUCAUUGGAAUACAGCAAGCUUUUUGACUAUGCUGCAGAACUGAGAAAAAGAGAUCCAGGAGCCACUGUUUCGAUUUAUGCACUGAGGCCACUACCUGAACUGACCCUAUUUUCUUGAGGAUGUAUGUGUGUUUUAGUGCAAUGAAAAGGGGAUUUAUUGCUGGAUGUAGGAGAGUCAUUGGUUUAGAUGGAGCUUUUCUCAAAGGACCACACAAAGGGGAAUUACUUACUGCUGUCGGUAGAGAUGCGAAUGACCAAAUGUACCCAAUUGUGUGGGAUUAGGGUGUGUAUUGCCUGGAUGAUUGUUUUUGGACAGCCACCCCUGUUGAGUGUAAAGCUUUUUGUUGUGUGUUUAGGGUGUGCUUCUGUUUUGGACAAAUUAAGGUGUGCUUCUGUUUUGGACAGAUUAGGGUGUGUAGUACAUAGAGUGAUAUUGCAUGGACACUUGUUUUUGGACAGAUAUGGGAGUUUAGGUUGCUUGUUGUAUUUGGCAGGGAAUCUGUUAUAAUGUGCUUUUAUUUUGGAUUUGAACAACAUAUAUUUUGUAUUUUACUGUAUAUGCAUUGUAAUUUUGGUAUUGGGAUUAAUGAAAUGCAUAUAUUGAC